Messenger RNA from Colletotrichum phormii, 1060 nucleotides. RefSeq lists its product as uncharacterized. Bases 77 to 856 code for a protein of 259 amino acids. NCBI's taxonomy places the organism in Eukaryota, Fungi, Ascomycota, Sordariomycetes, Glomerellales, Glomerellaceae. The transcript is spliced from 2 exons. The record is from RefSeq and is a predicted model, not a curated record.
CCCUUCUCCCAUUUAACCAGGAGCAAACCAGCCUACUUCGACCGCGAUUCUGCGUCAGCGAAACUCACAUGCAAUAAUGAGCAUACUUCCAGGAACCGACACGCCCUGGACGUCGUUUGAUAUCGGUGGGAAUUGUUCCCUGUCGGGAAAUUACUUUGCUUGGCUUUUGACACAGAACAACGAACCGCCCUACCCUGAUGUCGCAACAUUCUGGCGAACAGCGGUUGAAGGCCAUAACAGCAUCAACGCAACUAGUGCCCAAAUCGUUGAUUGGCAUGAGUGGACGCGCGCAAACAGAGCUGAUCUGGCCGAUCAAGUAAUUGACAAAGCGAUAUGUCGCAGUUCGAUGUGCCAGUCAAUUGGGUCUGAAAUUGACGGCGGCCUCGCAGGCUAUGGGCUCCUGACUUCGUACGGCAUUGAUUGCAUCUUGCUCACCGUUUACUGUGCUUUUGCGAUCCUGAAUUUCCUCCAGCGCAGCAAAACAUCAUCCAGCUCGGCUGAACUGCUUCAGGCACUGCCAUCUGACGCCAAUCCAGGUCCUUUUUCUCGCGUCAACGAGGCGAUUAGAGGCACAAGAUAUGGCCUGUUUAUGGCCGCAGCAUUUGUCUCUCUUGGGAUUGAGGCCACCGUCAUCUACAGCCAAGUAACGCCUAUCGUCUAUAAGUAUAACUCAUCCUUACAACUCGUUGUCUCAGCUCUCAGCUUUUACCCGCUGGCAGCAAUGCUCCCGCUCAUCCUAGAUUCCACACGUCGUGGCUGGAUGAAGGGGACUAUCCUUGUCGGCCUCUUCCUAAUUCACACGUCAGCAUGGGUUCUAUGCACCAACAAUGCCCAAUGUUGUUGUUGUUCUAUUUAACGCCAUGGCGGCAAGGGCGCAGCCGCCCUUGCGGCAGACCUCCCGGAGGGUAUGUGGCGUGAAGGGUCGCAGGCUCUAGCUAUAUACUAUAUAGUACACGCCGUAUCCUGACGUCCUCCAAAUCUUGCUCGUGAGCUACUAUGUGUUCUAUCCAUCCCUAGUUCCCACUGGUGCCCUAGUUCCGUUAUAACCAUCUGGUUUCUU